AUGGGGCGAGUCUUGCUCGACACUCGCAGCCGCGUGGCACAUGUCCAACUGCUGGUGAUCUCUCUGACCGGGCUAGCAGCAGAGCAGCUGAAGAUGGGCCGCAACAAGUGGUGGAGAAUGCAGGCACCCAACGAGCAUCCCAGUUAUGGCUGGCAGCUGCUGACCCAGUUGUACACUCUCUGCAAGGAGCAGCACUUCUGUGACUGCACCAUCUUCAUUGGGAAUGUGCAUUUUAGCGUGCACAAGGUGGUUUUGGUUCCUCCCAGCCUGUUGUUUAAAUCCGUGUUGGACAGCACGCUAGACACCAUCUCCCAUUGAUGCUUCUGUGGUAAAACUGAGGAGCUUCCACUCUUAUUUGAGAUUAUGUACAGUGGCAAACUCGCACUGGGGAAAUACAGUCUCUUGGAAGUUAUCUCUGUGGCAGAUAGUCUGCAGAUGUUUGAUGUGGCUGUUAGUUCUAAAAACCUCCUCAGGGAUCUCAUAAGUUGUUCUGCUCAUGACCAGGUAAUGAAAGGAGUCCCCAGCCAGGAAGCAGAUUCAUUUGGAAACCAAGCUGAAGCUAAUUACCUGUCCCAGUCUGGAAGACCUGAUGAAGAAAAAACAUUUAUCAUCCUCACUCAGAGCGUUUCUCCUUUCCCUAUAGAAGCAGAAAUGGAAGGAGAUGUUUCUCCUCCUGGUCAGGAACUUACUGUGAAUCAUACCUGGGUUCAUCGGGACACAAUGUUGAGUGACUCCAGGUCCCUCCCUAGCCCUGACCAGCCUGCCCAUGCUGAAUGGAGUGGCUGUAUGGAUGAGGAGCUUGCUGAGCUAGCAGAGGGGAAAGGGCAAUCAAGGGAUUUAGCAGCAGAGAGCAAAAGCUAUAAAACGGAUUUCUUUGUUUGAUCUGAAAAUGUUUUCUCUGAGGCUCUUUCUGAUGCCCAGGUUCUGCUGAAAAGUCUUGAGGAGUGCAGAGAAAUUGAUGCCUCUCAAAAGGAGGCUCUGGAUGCCUGUCUGGGCAAGGCAGAGGAACAUUCAGUGUUCAAGAAGCUGCUGGGCAAAGUUAAGGAUGCUCACACCCAGGAUAGUGACACUCGGGAUGCUUGGCCCCUGGACACUCAGACCCUCGUGUCUUUUCUGAAGCUGUUUCAGGACACGAAUCCUGAGCUGAAAGUGGCUUUGCUGGAAAGGGAACAGGGCAGUGGAGAAGCCCCACGGCAAGCAGAGCAUAGCUUCGCAGAGCUGAUGCAGAGCGUGACACAGCUGAGCCCCAUGAUAGAAUUGGAGGCAGCAGAAGAGGGAUUCCUGACUGCCUCAGAAAAGUGGGUAGCUUUGGAUUGCUGUGAAGGCAGCUCUCAGAGGGAAGCCAUGGGCAAUCUGCUCAGGAAGGUGCAUGAAGAGAAGAUCCUGAAAGUGAAACUUCUGCGGGCUGUGAAAGGAUCCUUCCCUGGACUCCAGCUUCUGCUGGACAACUUGGUGGCAAGUUUAAACAUCUCUGAUGGUAAAGGCAAAUGGAGCCCAGAGGAUUAUAGGGCCAAACUGUUGUGACAAUACUGAGAGAACUUUAUGGAGCUCCUGAGAGACACUCAGGUGCUGCUGCCGGGCAUCUCUGCUGCAUGGAGCCUGGCUCCUGCAGAGAGAGAGAACAGGCUCCUGCACUUGUGCAAGCAGAUGCAGAGUGGUGGUUUCACCUUCCUUGUGUUGGCAGUGCUGGAGCAGCAGUCCUUGUCUGUCUCUGCUGUUUGGCAGCUGCUAAUGGCUGUGCAGAAAUCUGCAUCCCCAAAACUAUUAAUGAAGGAUAUCUAGAAACAACCCAACUCGGAAUUUUUCUUCUUCACAAUGUCCAUCAGUGAGAGCACAGCUAUUGAGAGCAUUCUGCGCAUGGCAAGUGAUCGUCAGGGCAUCCAGCAAAGAGAGGACCUGAAGGGCUUGGCUUUGGGGGAGGGAGGGCUCAGGGAAGCAGUGAAAGAGUGGGACAACAUGUCUGAUGCAUGUCUGCUGCGUCUGAGCAGGGAAAACUAUGUAGGAGCAUUCAGGAGAUGGGAGACAGAGGGGCAGGUGCUCAGUCCUACUGGUCACCACCAAAACAGUAAUUAUACAGGUCUCUUGAUUGAGGGAAGAGGGCAGAAACCUGGAAUCAGGAGGUGGAAGGUGAACAAUGAAUCCCAGUUUGAAGUUCUGGAAAAAGAUAAGGAAAAGGCAGGAGGUGCCAGUGCCAAAGAAGCAAAGGAAUCACAAGGCAAAGCUUCUUCCAAGAAGAGCUUUGUCUGCGAAGCCUGUGAUAAGGUCUUUCACUUCUACUGCUGCCUGAAGGUGCACAUGAAAUACUGUCAGGUUGCCAGAGGAAAGCAGAUCCAGUGUAAAGAGUGUGGGGAGGUCAAAUUGACAAAGAAUGAGCUGGAGAAAAGCCAGCUGGAGGUCCACGGUGGGAUAGCCAAGAAGAAAAAGAAAAAGAAGAGGCUCCCCAUGGCAUGUGACAUCUGCAAGAGAGUUUUGCUUAUGCCUCAGGUAGGGUUGCUGGGAGCAGAGGUGUUUAGACAGAAGUUUGGACAAUAUAAUAAAUCCUUGUCAUUGCAGCAGUUGUCAGGGCUGUGUUAUCACAACAGGACUCACCACCCUGAUGUCUUUGCAGCUCAGAAUCACUACUCCUCCAAGUUCUCUUCCCUGCGGUGCAGCUGCUGUGACAAAACCUUCACCAGCACUGCUGCUCUCCAAAAACAUGUCAAGGCAGAGCACACAGAUGUGAAGUUCCACAAGUGUGAGUCAUGCAUGAAGCUGUUCCCCACACUGGCUCUCCUGCAGGUUCACAUGAAGUGCAAGCACUCAGGAGCACUUCCCAAAUGUUGUGCUGCUUGUACUGCUUCAUGGCCUUCUGCUCCGGGGGCCCUGCAGAGCCACAUCAUCAGCCAGCACUUCACACAGAUAGACAGCACCUUCAUCGGUGAGCUCUUUUCCUCCCAGAGCAAGCCGGAGGGGCACCUCAGCACUGAGCAUCCCAAGGUGGCCUUCUCCCAGGCACCACUGCCCAGAUUAUGCAGAUCAGGACUGCUCUGGGAAAGUGGUGCUGUAUGUGUCUGACUCUUGGGUUUUGAUGAUGCCAAACUUGUGACAUUGCCCAAAUCCCAAGUGAGCCAAACUGGCUCUGAGGUGGUGGCAGUGACUAAGGAGAAGUUGUUUGAUGAAAUCACUCUGAUGUGUGAAGAAAUCGAGUGAGGGACAGGGGAGGUUGCCUGGGUCUGGCACCUGGUAUCCACUAGGGUUGUUCAGGAGCUCAAUGUCCUGCUCCACCUGGGAGAUUUGGGGCUCCUUUGGGAAAGCAAUCCCAGGCAUGCAGCAAGCCCAGCAUAACCACAGACAGGGGAGGUUCAUGGACAUUCACUGCCUGAGAAGUUUUCCUGCACUCAGCCACUGGUAGAACACUUGUCUCCCCCAACACAUGAGAAAUAAAGCAGCAGAGGAAAAGAUGGGAAUCAGGUGUGAUCCUCCACUGCUGUGAGUAGAGAGCAGAGGACUGGUACAGGACAAAGCUGGAGUUUAUGGAUAUGGGAAACCAAAAUAAGCUGUCCUGAGAAUUAAGGUUGGAGAUUUUUAUGGCUGAAUCAGUGAUGUGCUCACAGGUAUCUUCUUCUGCAAGGUGUAAGGGCUGCUUUGUUCCUUCUCCUCUCACCUGCAUUGUUGUGCAGCUGGAGAACUCUUCCAGCACAGAGCUGAAGAGCUGACCUUUGGGCCUCUCUUCUCCAGUAGAGACUUCCUGGGAGUUGUGCUAAAUUACUUCAGCACUGUUUGGAUGGCACCUUGUGCCACACAGGUCUGAUCCCAUCCAUGUUUCUGCUGUGGAUCUGUUAGGAAGAAGGGUCCCAGGCAUGUCUGGGCACAGCCGUCCUUUCUGUGAGCAAACAGCCCUGAGAUCUGCCACCCUCUGAUUCACCGGGGACAUGCUGAAAAAGGGGAAGGAGCUGUCUCUGUGUGCCAGUGUCCCUUGUGGUGUGGUACUAAUGAAGGUGUUGGAGUGUGAGAUAGCUGCUAUGACUGCACGUGAACCUUCCCCUGGCACACAGGGCACUGCCUUGUAAAAUGCACUCAGUACCUGCUGUAAAGUUUGCUUCUCUGGUACUGGCAUAAUACAACAGCUUCAUUGUGCACACCAGUUCCUUUGAGACUAAAUUUCAUAAAGCUUUUUUAUCUGCAGCUUCCUAAAAUAUAAUCUGAUAAUUAAUGGCUUGCUGACUCCAUUAUGAAGUGUAAUUAGAUGCAGGGUUCCUGUGGCUCUGGGGGGACUGGUAGCAUUUAUCUUCCUUUUCCUCGUGCCAAAAGGUUGAACCCUGCCACUGCGAUAUUUACACACAGAGUGGUGAUCCUGCUGGAUCCUGGAGCCCAGGAACACACUGUGAGCAGUGCCUGUUGUAUUCUGCUGCCCAGAGCCGCAGCAGCCCAGGAGGGGGACGGAUUGGAGCUUUCCAGAAGCAUCUUGCACCGGCUGCUCAGUGCCACCAGGCAGAGAUGGUGGCACAGGAGCGUGCCAAUGUGGCUAUGCCAGUGUGAGAGUUUGUUCCCGUUAAAACUUGGAAGGAAGAAGAGUGCAGCAGAGCUGUCAGGAGAGGGGCUGGGGGAGCUCAUGGCAUUCUGUGUGUCUGGCAGCAAGCAUAAGAGUAACCCUGCUGAAGUGCUGCACCUCUCAAAGGGCUCCAUUGUAUGGUUUGUCCCUGCAAACUUUGUGAGGAUGGUGACACGGAGGAAACAAUUAGGUUAAGUUGCCACUAAAUCCAUGAAUGACCAGGAGAUGGUGCUCAAGGCUUUGAGGAUUAGUGCUAGUGCCCAGGUGCACCUUUGUGGAAGCUCCUCUGAGCCUUCCCAGGCCUUCCCCAGCUCCUGGGCUGCCACCUUUGCAGAAAUCUUGAGUUACUGCCAGGCUGAAGGAAAACUCCAAGCCCUGGACAGGUCACCUCCAAACCCUGAAUAUCACUGCUUAAAGAGCCUGAAACUGGGCUUUGGCCAUCUGUAGAGAGAGUGAAAUGCACUCUCUCUACAGGUGAAGAAGUGAAAAACCAGGGAUGCCCCUUGCCCAAGAGGAGAGGUGCCAGAGGGUGAACUGCUGGGGCCCAUCUCCUGCCUGCCUGGGCACUGUGCAUACCACUUUGGAUGAGCAGUGGGGAUAAUGACAGAAAAAGCAACUAUGUCUUGGUGGAUUCAGAAGAGAUGUAUUGGGAGGAAAGCAGUGGAUUUUGGCCCACAGGUUGAUGAAGUUGGAAGCUGUUCCCCAUUUUCUGACUUUGUAGGGUCUGGGAGUUAUGGAAGUCCUAAACAAGCUGUGGGACUGCUCUGGUGUCCUGGCCUUUAUGUGUGAGUCAAUAUCUGCAGGGAGCACUACAGUGAAUCUGAUCUCUCUUUGUUCCUGAAAAACUGUGAAGGGAGGAAAAAGGUUCAGCAGGGCUUGAGGAGAAGUUGCUUUAUUUCUAGUCCUGUCCUAGGGCAGAGGCAGCUCAGACAGGGCAGAACAUGAGCAUGGAGCCUGUUGGCUGUGCCUUUGGGCCUUGUUACUGGAGUGUUACCACAGCUGAAAGAGGACAAUGUAGAUGUUUACAUCAGGAGUGGUUCAGGCUCACCUGUCCUGUUUGGGGCUGUCUCUCCUGCCUUUCUGCCCAGCAAGAUCCUGUGUGGCCGUAUCCUCAGCAGAGUCCUGGCAGCAGCACACACCUAGCAAGAGUUGUGCAGCUUUAGAGAGUCCAUUGAGCAUCUCCCAUAUUAUUAUGAGGAGUUAAUAAUUCACAUCCCCCCAUUCCAGUUCCUUUUUGAUGGAUGAGAUGCAUACAGCAGAGCAAAUUGCAGCAUUAGCAACACCUAUGUUUUACCCAGGAGGGAGAUUAAUUUCCCAGGACAUGUCCUGGUCUGGUGUGUACCACAUUGGAGAUACUGAGUGCUGGUGGUGUUCAGAGAUCCCUCAUCUCUAUCCAUCCAAACCGUCCUGGAGUCCAGCGCUCCUCACAGAUGGUUUUUUGUUAUGCUGUGAUUUUUUUUUUUUUUUCCAUGUAAAAAUAAAAUAUGGAGAAGGAGAGAUGUAUCUGUGGAGUUUCAUGUGAAGCAAUUCUCUGGAAGGAAAAAUCCUUCAUUUUUGAAAACAUGAUUUUUUCAAGUCUUGUCCUGGGUGCUGAGUGACCCGUUGAGUUUUGGGGAGGGUCCUGUGCCCCUCUUGACCUUGGUGUCAUCCUCUAAGGAGGCAGAGAAGCUGUUAUAAGGUCAGGCUGGACCAUGAGAUCAUCUGGCCCUUCACUGUGUCUGUCCUGUUGCAGCUGCCAGAUGCAUUUGGGGAAAUGGCAGACUGCCUGUAACAAACUGGGAAGUGACAUCCCAUGGAGGAUGUUAGAUCAGGUAAUGGUGGAAUGACAGGACAAAGGGGAAUGCCUUUAACCUGAAAGAAGGUAGAUUUAGAAUGGAAAUUAGGAAAGAAUUCUUCCCUGUGAGGGUGGGGAGGCUCUGGCACAGGUUACCCUGAGAAGCUGUGGCUGCCCCUGGAUCCCUGGAAGUGUCCAAGGCCAGGUUGGAUGGGGAUUGGAGCAACCUCAGAUAGUGGAAAGUGUGCCUGCUAUAGCAGGGGUAGGACUGGAGGAGCUUUAAGGUCCUUUCCAACCCAGAUGAUCCUAUGAUUCUAUGACUUAUACAUCUCUGUCCUGGUUUAACCCCAGCCAGCAGCCAAACCCCUCGCAGCCACUUGCUCACUCCCCCACCAGUGGUAUCGGGGAGAGAAUUUGAAGGGUAAAAGCUGGAGAGCUCAUGGGUUGAGAUAAAGACAGUUCAACAGGGAAACUGAAAGUUACACACACAAGCAAAGAAAAA
Molecule: messenger RNA, 6807 nt
Organism: Taeniopygia guttata (zebra finch)
Lineage: Eukaryota; Metazoa; Chordata; Aves; Passeriformes; Estrildidae
Source: RefSeq, a predicted model, not a curated record